This is a messenger RNA of Malaclemys terrapin pileata, 2475 nucleotides long. Its product is annotated as cathepsin S-like. Bases 160 to 1158 code for a protein of 332 amino acids. Gene Ontology annotation, molecular function: cysteine-type endopeptidase activity. Gene Ontology annotation, cellular component: lysosome. The record is from RefSeq and is a predicted model, not a curated record. The transcript is spliced from 8 exons. Gene Ontology annotation, biological process: immune response. Lineage: Eukaryota; Metazoa; Chordata; Testudines; Emydidae.
UCCUUCUUCUCGGCAUGCAGUCAGAGCAGGAAGGGUGUUAGGGUUCACUUAGGAACCAACCUUGGGAGGAGAAUUUAGGGGAAUUCUUGCUGCCUGCGGAUCAGUGCACGAUUCCUGCCUAGAAAUCUCCACCAGGCAAACUCCCGUCAGCUGAACAGAAUGAAGCUGUUGGUUUGUAUCUUCUUGGCCUCUCUUGCUGCUGCUGCUACUGCACAUCUACACACAGACCUGACGCUGGAUAACCACUGGGAGCUCUGGAAGAAAACCUAUGGCAAACAAUACAGCCACAAGAAAGAGGAAGGGGAACGGCGCGUGACCUGGGAAAAGAACCUCAAGCUCGUUAUGCUGCAUAACCUCGAGCACUCACUGGGGCUGCAUUCCUAUGAGCUGGGCAUGAACCACCUGGCAGACAUGACCAGCGAGGAAGUGUUUGCCUUGUUAACGGGAGUGAAAAUUCCCCACCGACCUGACCGAAAUUCCACCUACAGGCCACGCCCUGGCAGCAAAGUGCCUGACUCCAUGGACUGGAGGGACAAAGGAUGUGUUACGGAUGUGAAAAAUCAGCUGGCCUGUGGGGCCUGCUGGGCUUUCAGUGCUGUCGGUGCCCUAGAAGCCCAGGUGAAACUGAAAACUGGAAACCUGGUGUCUCUCAGCGCACAGAACCUAGUCGACUGUUCCAUUAUGUACGGGAACCAUGGCUGCAGCGGCGGAUUUAUGACCCAAGCCUUCCAGUAUAUCAUUGAUAAUGACGGCAUUGAUUCGGACUCCUCCUAUCCAUACGCAGCUCAGAACGGAACGUGUCACUACAACCCUGCCACGCGAGCCGCCACCUGCUCCAAGUUCGUUGAGCUCCCGUAUGCCAAUGAAGCAGCCCUGAAGGAUGCCAUAGCCAAUAUUGGACCUGUGUCUGUCGCCAUAGAUGCAAAACAGCCUUCGUUUUUCCUGUACAGAUCAGGAGUCUACGAUGAUCCAAGAUGCACUGAUGACGUGAAUCAUGGGGUUCUAGCUAUUGGCUAUGGCACCCUGGAUGGGAAGGACUUUUGGCUUGUGAAAAACAGCUGGGGUGAAUAUUUCGGUGACAAAGGAUACAUUCGAAUGUCCAGGAACAAAGGAAACCACUGCGGGAUUGCCAGCUACGGUUCUUAUCCACAAAUAUAGAGGGACGCUCUGCUUCAGAAUGCACUCUGGAGAUGUGGUCUCUUAAACUGCUAAUCUUAGCCUUGCUGUAAUCUAGCUGCUCUGUUUGAGAACAAUGUAUGGGCUCUAAUGGCAAAAUCCUCCCAUCAGAUCCAUCUGCUGUAUCUGAGACAAGCAGCUGAAAUGAUGAAUGAUCAUGAUUGGUCUGGUCCAGAAUUUGGGCACUUUUAGCUCACUCUCCCUAUCCCACAGGGGUGUUUGUAAUUGAUUAAUGUCUAUGCAUUGCUUUGCACACGUGAAGUGCUAUUUCAGUGCCAAGUAUUGUCACUGCCGCUGUCUCAAAAUGUGUUGGAGUGAAGGCCGUGUCAAACGGAUAAAGCUAGUCCAUGCGGUAGAGUUGCCGAAGCCACGUCAGAGGUGGAGAGGCAAAGUAGAUAGAGCAACACAUCCCUAGCCACGUGUAUCAAUUUUCCACAAUACAGGUCACAAAGCAAUCAUUAGCAACCCGGGAGAUCAAGCAAACUAUGGACAUUCCUUGGAGGAGGGAACGUGUUUUCCAUGGCUACACAAAAUUGGGUUGGUAUCUUGCAAUGCUGCUCCCAUAAGUCUUAUGCGAAAACCGUAGCACGCCAGCAGUCAGAAAUGACCUGAGAUGGCCUUGUGCCAUGGAGAAGGCCAGCCACGGAACCAAGUGCUGCUGCUGUUAUAAAUUGUGACCUACAGAGUGAGGUCAGCCUUUGCACUUGCAGCGCUUGGACCAAGGACACGGUGCAGAGAUGAAAGGUCUGAUUCUCUCUUGAACUGCACAGCCGUUUACCCCUGUGCAAAGUAGGUGUAUAAUGUUGCUGAAUCAGAAGAGCAGCAGUUUUCAGCCGAGGUAUCCAUGGCUGCACAUGAUGCACAGUAGCAGGGAGUCAGGCCCAAAGGCUGUAAAUCUAGGUGCAGGUAUGGGAUGAGCGAUUGAAUGAGCAAGAAUGCAGGGAAAGGGUGAAUCUGGAAUCCACACCCUCAGCUGCAAGUGCCAGCACGGCACUGGGAAUCACAUCUGCUGCCCUGCUCUACUCCACAGGCCGCGGGGGAGCCCUGCUUCCGGAUCUGACCUACUUUGCCCUACUUCGGAAUAUGAUUUGCAGACACCUAUUGACCGAAUCCUUGCGGGAUACAGUUUCAGAGUGAGGUCACACAUCUCUACAGCACAUGAAAUGCAUUCUCGUCUCUCCAAUUCAGCAGUGAGGUUGCUAUGAUGAUCCAGAUCUAAUCUCAUCUGUAAACAAUGCAUGUAAUAGAAAUUACACAUCCUCCUCCAAAAGGAAAAAAAUAUAUUCAAUUGUCUGAAAA